AUGCUUGGGGAAAAUGCCUUCUCGCCACAAACGAUUCAGGAGGAAUGCCUUGCGCUCUCCCGCCCUACGCCGCUCAUCUGGAGAUCUGCAAGGGAGCAGGGCAUUGUGGAAAUGAGGAAACUGGAGCAGGUGAAGCUGUCGAUAGAGCGCUACAUUGAGAAAUAUCAAUCCUGGGAGGACAGAAGCCCUGUGGUGGAUCAGGGGCUGCUCUAUAAUUGGUUUAUAGCAGGGCUGUCUUCCCGAGAGAGGCAAUCAGUAACCGGCUGCGCUAUGCGAGGGGAAUGUUGUCAAGAAGUGGGAGUCGCCGAUAUGAUGGAGUACCUUCGCAGAAAAGAAAGGAAAAAUGCGACUUCCUCAGCUUUAGCCGAAAAGGAAGAAAGCGGAUCUGGGGAUGUUCCCAGAUCCGCUUUCUUCCUUUUCGGCUAA
Molecule: messenger RNA, 426 nt
Organism: Eimeria mitis
Lineage: Eukaryota; Apicomplexa; Conoidasida; Eucoccidiorida; Eimeriidae
Exons: 2
Coding region: 1-426 (141 amino acids)
Source: RefSeq, a predicted model, not a curated record